AUGGCCGCAGAUGCAGGACAGAAUAAUCCACCAAGUACUCCCACGAACAGCAGACAGCCGCCCACACCUGGCAGUGCAAGUGCCUCUGGCGCUGCUUCCCAAGAGCCGGAGUGGAAGGAGUAUACGACUGCAGAAGGUCGCGUGUUUUGGCACAACUCCCGCACUGGUCGCAGUACCUGGGACAAGCCGGAGGAUUUCAAGAGCGACUUCGAGAGGCUGCUGAGCACCUCCAGCGCGUGGAAGGAAUACCCACAAGGCGACGGGCGAAGUUACUGGCAUAACAGCCUCACCAGAGAAAGCGAGUGGGAGGUGCCUGCGGAAGUCGCACGUAUCAAAGAGUCUCACACCGCGCUUGAUCAAGAAGAUUGGUCGCAGGUGAAACUGGACGGUAAGUGUGAUGCUCGGGCAAAGUUUCGGGAGUUUCUUGAACGGAAAUGCGUUGGUCAUCUGGGGCAGUGGGAUUCAAUAGGCCGGGUGCUCCAGAAAGACCCUAAAUGGAACGUAUUUAACUCUCUCAUGACAACGGGAGAGCGGAAGCAUGUAUUUAAUGAGCAUGUGAACAAUUUGGUGAAGAAAAACAAAGAAGAGUUACGGAUGAAGAAGGCUAAGGCUCGCGACAGUCUGGCAGAGUAUUUGUGGCGCUGGAAAAGUGGCGAGAUCCCGUCUCUGGGAAAGAUGGCCGCAGACACUUUGUUUCAGGACCUCGAGGAUAAUCCGGAAUGGCGAAUUUUGGAUGUCCGGGAGCGUUUUGAGACGUUUGAGGAAACUGCGUCAGCCGUAGCAGCGACCGCUAUACAAAAGUGCUCUACGCAGAAAGCCGAGGCCAUCACCAGCUGGCUGAAAAUCUGUCGAAAAGGCGAGCUCAUUUCGGACGACAUUUCCUUACAAGACCUGAUAGCCUUUGUACGACGGUACUAUGACGGCGACUUGGAAGACGUAAAUGACCUCUCCAUCAUCCAGCAAUGGAAAUCGUUGUUAUCCGCUGUCAUCCAAGACAGUCCGCCCGCAAAAAUCCAAAAGUUAUUUGCAUACGAAAAGCAAACACGCGCGCGCUAUCUCAACUUAUUACAAAUAUGCGAGCAAGAAGGUAUGUUGAACGCCAAGACCGAGACUAGCGAGUUCUUAUGCCAACCAGUUCCUCUGUCUGCCCUGGACGAUACGAUUCCCCCCAUUGGUCUCUCAGAUUCAAUCGAUCUCAAGCGACAGCAAAUAUUGACGCGGCUCAAAACCCUGGCGACCCAGUGGUUAGAGGAGCAUCAGAAGUUCGACUCCGUCGCGUCUGACAGCCACCCGCUCUGCGUUGAUAAUCGGUAUCUUGCGUUGUUCUUACAAGGAGGGAGUAGCGCCCAGGAGUUGUUCACAGAUUUUGUUUAUACACUCUGGGACUUGUAUGAAGUCGUCCGAGACGCAGCCAAGACGAAAAUCACAAACAACGAACUGCUCACUGAAGAGCAAGUGCUGGAAUGGAUCGCAACGCUGGCGCCGAAGUAUCAGAGACCGGGAGUUAUAACCCCACUCAUUCAAUACUGCCAAAAACGACUUCAACAAGCGGACGGGAACAGCGAAAAAGAAAAGGGCGAAAUCUCAUCCUCCAGUUAA
Messenger RNA from Gregarina niphandrodes, 1599 nucleotides. RefSeq names its product WW domain protein. Lineage: Eukaryota; Apicomplexa; Conoidasida; Eugregarinorida; Gregarinidae. Gene Ontology annotation, molecular function: protein binding; RNA binding. Bases 1 to 1599 code for a protein of 532 amino acids. Gene Ontology annotation, biological process: mRNA cis splicing, via spliceosome. Gene Ontology annotation, cellular component: U1 snRNP; U2-type prespliceosome. The record is from RefSeq and is a predicted model, not a curated record. The transcript is spliced from 2 exons.